GUUCUUAUUCUCGUUUAGUCUAAAAGUCCGCCCUCGGCGAAACCCUAGCGGAGGCGAUGGUCAAGUCUCGAGACGUCCAAGAAAUUGUCGCAAAGCUCUCGUCCGAUAAAGCCAAGACACGAGAAGAAGGGAUAAAGUUGCUGAAUACAUGGUUAGAAGGAGAUAGAUCGAACGAUUUCUGUAUUUAUAUUUCACAGAAAACUGCCAAGCUUAAAGGAGAUGAAAUUCCUCACUCUGAAACAUGGCCUUUCUUUGUUACUAUGUUGAUUCGGUGUGCUUCACUGGAGAUAUCCCCAACCAAGCGUGGAUCACCGAAAUUGGUCUUUGCAAAGACCCUGAGGAUAGUUGUGCAACGGGCCCAGGAUGAUAAUAUUUAUGGUAACAUAUUGCCACUGUUACCCGUGGUUAAAAGUCUUUUCAACCAUAUUUGGGAGGUCUUAAGCAAUGAUCCAAGCUACCAGUGGCAGUCGGAAUAUGGACUUCUUCUACAUGACCUUUUGGCUGUCAGAGAUUAUCGAUUUCACAUGAGAAAGCGAAUCUAUUGUAGCCUAGUGCUUCAGUACAUGGCCAAUAUGGAAGAAAGCUUGAGUGGUAGGAAUGAUAAUCAACAUAUUAUCAAGGACGUAAAUACUCUGCGUUCACUUCUGGAGAAGCCCCCUGGAGAUUUCCCAGAUAAUCUUAGGGACGGCAUUGUUAAAGGUUUUGUUAGGAUUUUCUCUUGCAUCAGGGAUGAGGGGAAGGUUUCUCGCAAACUUAUGGAGUGUAUUAAUACAUACUUGUUAAAAGAUGGUCCCAACUUAGGGUGUCAGUCCUUGGAGAUUCACAACGCCGUGCAUAAAUUUGUCUUCCGGUGUUUGCUGACAACACAUGAUCAAACUUUUAAGGAUGCCCUUAUUUUGUAUGCAAGGUUACAACUGAAUAUGACUAGAGGUGCUACUGAUGGGAGUUUUUUGGUACAACAACUUAUAGACAUGGUGUACAAGCAGUUAGAUCAAAGCUCUGUAUCCAAUACAAUUGUGCCCAGUGAUGCAGCUAAAUAUGAGAAGUUUGGAACUUUGAGCAGCUCUCAUUGUGCCUUGGUUGAACUUGCAGCUGCUGUAAUUUAUAGGGCUUGUAUUAACUUGACAAAAGCACCAUCUACUGAAAAGAGGGUCAAGAGAGAGCAUGUUGCUGCCCAUUUACGAGAGGCUCUCAUGAAGGGGAAAUGGUUAUGGAAUGCUUCAUUUUGUUGCCUUACUCGUAAGUACUUUUCACGCAUUGGUAAAGAACUUUUUAUGUACUGGUUCGAGGGCAUAUAUACAAGCUUUCAAAGAAUUUUGAAUGAGGCAAAUGUGGGGCAUGCUUAUGAUGGUUUGCUGUGGACACUGAGGAGCCUGCUGGAACUCUCGUCUGUCUUGUUGCUUCCAGAUCCAGAGAUCAAAAGCUUCAUCUAUAGUUGUAUUUUUGAUUGUGGUUGGCAACUAGUAUGGAGCUGCCUUAUGCAGGGCUUCCCGUUGUUCAGUAAUGUAACUGCAGUUGUAGAUGCGGCUCUGGUGCUUCUUGGAAACAUAAUUUCAAGUGAUCGUGUACAUGUAUGCGUUGUACCUCAGGAUGUGUGGGACCUUAGGAUAUUCAAACAAAUGCCAUCAGUGUCUGUCUUGUACUUUAUAUCCUGUUACUUCUCAAGGAAAGGUUCGCAAGGCGAUGUUCCAGACAUUAUACACCUGAGAAAACACCUCCUCAGAGCAGUUUUGGGUCAACUUCAGGGAACGGAGAUUUCCAUAUUUAACGAGCACUCAGUGUUAUUAUUGCCUGCAGCUGUUUUUUCUCUUUGUGCUGGUUGUGUUCCUUUCACACAAUGCCACACUGGACUAACCCAAUCUUACACUGUUCUAGAUGUUACUGAUGCUGUCAAUAAGACAGAAAAGCCUGAGCAAAAUUGUCUGCAUGGACUAUUUGACUGUACUGUGGAGGUUCUUGCUAAUAUUGGUCCAGGCUUCAAGGUUGAGGUUUUCCCAUCCCAACACUAUCCUAAUCUACGGCUUCCCAGGCAGUUAAGAGAACCAAUGCUUUCUGAAAUGGAGACUUUUAUUCUUGGAUCUCUAGUGGAGAAGGAGAUGAGAAGGGAAUCUUUGUCAGAUAUAUUCUGUUUAUGUGCUAUGUUGUCAAACCUGAUAUAUGGUUCAGUCUUGACAAGGUUUGUCUCAUCUUUUUAUUUAUUUAUUUAUUUGUUAUGUCUAAGAGGGAGGAAUGAGUCAAAAUAUAUCAAAUUUAAACUGGCUCAUGCUGGCUGUUUGAUACCUGUUUUUAAUAUGUAUAUCUUUCCUGUGUCCUGGAUACAUUUAUCUUUGGAGUCAGUGUUCCACUUGUGGGUCACACGGGCAGCGGUAUACUUCUGGACUGUAAAGCAAAGAGAGGAAGUUUCAUCAUUCAUCUCAAAAUUGGGUCAAUGUCUGUUAAAAUUGCUGGAUUGUGCUGUUACUGUCACCCAGGGAAAUGAUUGUCCACCUCUCGGUUCUGAUCUCAUAUCUAAUGGAACAAGCUCUAUUGUUGCUUCCUUUAGAUGUUUUGCUUGUUCUCCUAUCUUUAUACGACAGCGUGAUCGAUAUCCUGUGGAUGCUGAACUUUAUUGUGCCAUCAUGCAAGUGAUGGAGAGGCUCUUAAAAGCAAUGUCUAAUGUGUAUGAAAAGUAUUCCAGUGGUCCAGGAGGUCGUAGGUUUGAGAUGAACCUGCAAGGUUUAUCUGCAUAUGAUACCUCAAUACAAUGUUCUUUCCCUGCUGAUAGCAAUAAAAGUAGGAUUGUGGACAUGGAACUGGAUGUUAAUGAGGAUACGGGAGAUAUGGAUACAUCACCCGAUAGUGGAAAAACUGCUGGUGUAUUAUCUUCUGUAGACAGAUGGAAGCUGGGCAUGAUAUCUCUUAUUUCUAAUUUUUUCUUAGUUUCACACGCAACUUGGGAUGUCCUGUUUAAGCUCCUGUCAAAAGAAAGUGAUCAAAAGAUCAGGGAAAAAAUUAUGCUUAGUCUUUGUGAACAUCCCUUUUGGUCCUCUGCUGAAAAUUUCAACGAAAUGGUCGGUUUAUUGACUGAAAUGGUUAAGAUAAAAGUGAGUCUUAAACUUGAUUGUGGUAAGUUAUUAUCUACCAUCCAUGUUUUGCUGGGGACACUAUCAUCCCUCGACACUAUCCGGAAAGAUAAAGGUUUCACCAACUCUUUAGGUGAAAGGGGACCUGAGCAGAGCUUAAUGUAUCUUCGAGAUGCAGUUGCCGAAUGUGAUUGUCUUGACUGGUUUGGACGUGUUAAGCUCAUCGAUUGCAUAUGCAAUUUUGUUUUACUCAGCCCUCAAAUUGGUCAGUCACUGAUUGAAAGGUUGUUGACAAUGCUUCAAGAUCCUGAUUAUCGAGUUCGGUUCUCCUUGGCUAGAAGGAUUGGUGUUCUUUUCCAAACGUGGGAUGGACAUGAGGAAUUAUUCCACGAUAUAUGUUCCAACUUUGGUGUGAUGUUGGUGGUUUCCUCGAAAGAAAAACUUGUUACUGCAAACGAGGUCUUAGCUAGUGGUCCACAGCCUCAGCCAACAGUGGAAACUGUCAUUAUUACUCUCAUGCAUCUUGCUUUGCAAAGUGAGAAAAUUGAGUUGGAGGCUAUAUUCAUGAUAUGUGUGGUUGCUGCUAUAGAUCCUUGCCACAGGGAAUUAAUCUUUGUAGUACUUGACAAUCUCUCAAGGCAGCUACGCUAUUCAAGUAGGUUUAAGUACUUGGAGGAGCUGUUAGGAUCAAUUCUCUUUAGCUGGGUUGCUUGUGGUGUAAGCCUUGCUGCACUUGUAGAGAUACGGCAGUUAUUUGUAUCAGAUUCUGAACCUAGUUAUUUCAUGCAGUAUUGUUGCAAUUGGCUUCUCCCAGCUCUAGUUUUGCAUGGGGAUAGCUCCAGUCUCAGCUGGGUUGCUAAAAUUGCUUGUCAACCUCCGGCAGUUCUGGUGAAAAAUCACUUUGUGCAGAUCUUCUCUGUUUGUAUGGGAUUGCAUUGUAGCAGGAGGACUGGGUGGGAAAAGGGAGCAGAUGUGCUUCAGAAUUCUAUUUUAUAUCUUGCUCAGAUAUCUGAGAAUGAACGGGACAUACUCAUCAAGAAACAUAUGGUAUCCAUUGUAAGCCACAUUCUGUCUCUUGCAUCAGCAGCACCAAACCCUACAGUUCCAUUCUUUUCUCGGGAUACGAUUGCACAGGGAAUUCUGACAAUUGUUGAUGGGUUUUUAGAGACGGAGGAUUAUGCUACAACUGUGUGUGUUGUUGACAAGAUUAACAUUUUUCGCCCGGAUAGGGUUUUCAUGUUUAUAGUUGAGAUGCAUUAUAGAAUUGCAGCAGCAACCCAUCAUAGGCAUGCAUGUCACAGACUGGCUGGAAUUGAGGUGCUGAUAGAUGUCCUUGGGCAUAGAGCUGCCAUUGCGAGCACUUCCAACUAUCUUUUCAAUCUGAUUGGGCAAUUCAUUGGUUACCUUGAUUUACAAGAUCAAUGCUGUCGUGUCAUAUCUGUGCUUCUGGGAACUUUUAGAAGUAAUCCAUCAAGAGAAAUUAUCAGUGUUUUAGGUGAGCAACUUCAGUUUUUAGUAUCAAAGUUGGUGGCAUGUUGCAUUCCCUCUGAAACUAAGGGGGAACAUUCUGGCUGCAGAUCAUCUCAAGUUUCAUCAUUGCUGUUUCAGCUUACUGUCCAUGCUGAUCCAUCCCUUUAUGAUUACAUCAGAGAAUUGGAACCAUUCCCUGAAAUAGAAAUCUUUGAUGAGAUUAGAAAGUUCCAUCAGGAUUUGUGCCGAGCUUACUCUCCCAGAGAUCAUCUGCUGAAGUUUGUUAGGAGAUCCGGUCACCUUCCACCAAGAUUACUUCUUUGGAGUCUCCAAGCAUUGCACAAGAAGCUACUUUUCGGUGAAACAUUUCAAAUUGAAAAGAAUACAGCAGAUCUGGUGGAAGACAGAUACUGGCAUUGCGACGAUGAAACUAUGAAUGCUGUCUGGACUAUGGUUCGCAUGUCUGGCUCGGAAGAUGAAGAUGCACAUAGCAUUAGAGUUUUGGUGUCGGAUUUCAUAUCUAGGGUUGGUAUUGGGGAUCCACAUUGUGUUGUUUUCCAUCUGCCCGGAAACUCAAGUAACAUCCAUGUCCGCGAACCUAUAAAUCAAAGCUCUGCUACGGAAGGCACAUUCCUGAUUGAUAGUGGAUUAUCUGAAGAACUUCUGGUCGCACUUUUGAAGCUCCUGAAGAAGUACCUGAUGGAUGAUGCUGUUAAAAUAGUAGAUAUGACAUCUCAAGCUCUUCGGGGAAUUCUUUCAACUCAAAGGGGUCAGACUACUCUCUUGUCAUUUGAUUCUUAUGAGAGAUCUCUAAUUGAGGUUCACUCCAAGGGAGUCAAUAUUGAGCUGGUUGAAAAGCUCCUUUUGGAUCUGGAAAUUAAGUUUAAAGCUGAAGCAAUUCCACUUGAGAAAUCUUCUGUAUGGGUAACACGUGGCAAAACCUUUGAUGCAUGGAUUUGUCCACUUGUCUACUCACUUAUUGGCUUAUGCAGUGAUGUUAUUCUGAGAUUAUGUCAGGAUAUUGUGUUGAUGAAAGCUGAAGUUGCUGAACUUAUAUUGGCAAGUAUUAUUGUCAAUCUUGCUGGAAAGAAGGACAUGGACGUUAAUUUCUACAAGUUGAUCUCCAUGCAGGUGCAGGAACAUGUAUUUACAGACUCUAAUAAGUUAAUCAAGUCAAUUCAAGUAUGGUUGAAUGCCCUCAAUGAACUUCGAUUGUGUCGUGUAAUGGAAAGAUCUUUAUUGCUGUUGAAGCAAGAAAGCUCUAAGAGUGCUAACUCUCGCUCCACCUCUGUAAAGGCUAGAGAAUCUGCUGCUGCAACGGGAAUGCCGACAUCAUUAUGGGACAAGGUUUAUUGGCUUUCUAUUGAUUAUCUUGUUGUUGCUAAGUCAGCAGUUGUUUGUGGCUCAUACUUUACUGCCGUGAUGUAUGUGGAGCAUUGGUGCGAAGAACAUUUCAAUAGCCUCACACUGGGUAGCCCCGAUUUCUCCCACAUCGAAACGUUGCCAUGCCACAUUGAAAUACUUGUUGCAGCAAUUACCCAGAUCAAUGAACCUGACAGCUUAUAUGGGAUUAUCCAGUCACACAAGUUGACCUCUCAAAUCAUUACAUUCGAACAUGAGGGAAACUGGAGCAAGGCCCUUGAAUAUUAUGAUUUGCAAGUACGCUCAGCUGCUAUGGUACCAAUGUAUUUUGGUUCUAGGAAUUUGUCACUGGAACAGACUCAAAUUGAUAAUAUUUCCAAUUCCACACUGGAUGAUCUGAUGAAACAAAGGAAACCAUAUAAAGGUCUGAUCAGAUCUUUGCAGCAGACUGGUUGUAUGCAUGUCCUGGACUUUUAUUGUCAAGGAUUGACAUCUAGAAAGGGACAGCUUCAUCAGGAUCUGGAGUUUACUGAAUUGCAGUAUGAAGCUGCUUGGCGUGCAGCGAACUGGGAUUUCUCCUUACUCUAUGCCGGAGAUAAUUGUGUUUCAUCAACUCUGCACAUCAAAGCCAAUCAUUUUAAUGAAAAUUUGCAUAGUUGUUUGAGGGCGCUAAAAGAGGGCGAUUUCAGUGAAUUUCAUAGAAAGCUGAAAGAUUCAAAGCAGGAGAUUGUGUGGUCUGUUUCUCGUGCAAGUGAAGAAAGUACUGAACAUAUAUACUCAGCAAUAAUAAAACUGCAGAUCCUCUAUCAUCUUGGCACAGCGUGGGAUUUACGUUGGAGAUCAUCCCAAUCUGAGAGUAUGAAUUUCUAUCCACAGAUGGAAGAAGUGAAUUCGGAACCUCUAAUCCCUACCAUGGAUCAGUUAUCCUGGCUGAACUUGGAUUGGAGCUCCAUUUUGGAGCGAACACAGUUACACAUGAGUUUAUUAGAGCCUUUUAUAGCGUUCAGGGGAGUUCUUCUUCAAGUCUUAAAUUGUAAGGACUCCAUGGUGCAACAUCUCCUGCAAUCCACACGUACUCUCCGUAAGGGAUCUAGAUAUUCACAAGCAGCUGCAGCCUUGCAUGAGUUUAAGUUUCUUUGUGUUGAAUCAGGGGAGCAAGAUUCAUCUCUCUAUUGGCUUGGAAGGGUUGAAGAAGCAAAGCUUUUGCGUAGCCAAGGUCAACAUGAGAUGGCUAUCAGCCUUGCAAAGUAUGUAGCAGAAUAUUCCCUGUCAAAUGAAGAGUCUUCAGAUGUACAUCGCUUGGUUGGGAAGUGGCUGGCGGAGACUAGAUCUAGCAACUCAAGAACUAUUUUGGAAAAGUAUUUGAAACCUGCUGUUUCACUUGUCGAGGAUCAGAAGGCUACAGACAAGAGAUCGAGAGAUAGACAUAGCCAAACUCAUUUUCAUCUUGCACAUUAUGCGGAUGCUUUGUUUAGGAGUUAUGAGGAAAGACUUGCCUCCAGUGAGUGGCAAGCAGCCAUGCGACUGAGGAAACAUAAGACUACAGAGUUGGAAGGGGAGAAGACUGAUUACUCUAUCAAAAUUCAAGAGUUGCAAAAGCAGCUUGCAAUGGACAAGGAGGAGGCUGAAAAGCUUCAGGAUGACAGAGAAACAUUUCUUAGCCUAGCAUUGGAUGGGUAUAAACAUUGUUUGGUUGUUGGUGACAAGUAUGACGUCAGAGUGAUUUUUCGACUGGUUUCUCUGUGGUUUUCUCUCUCCUCUAGAAAAAGUGUUGUUGAUAGCAUGCUUACCACAAUCACUGAGGUUCAGUCUUACAAAUUCAUCCCGUUGGUGUAUCAAAUUGCUUCCAGAAUGGGUAGCUUAAAGGAUAGCCAGUGUUCUCAUAAUUUCCAGUUUGCUUUAGUUUCUCUUGUGAAGAAAAUGGCUAUCGACCAUCCGUACCAUACUGUAUUUCAGCUUCUAGCACUUGCAAAUGGUGACCGUAUCAAGGACAAGCAGCGGAGUAAGAAUUCAUUUGUGGUAGACAUGGAUAAAAAGCUUGCAGCAGAGAAUCUUUUACGAGAGUUAACCUCGUAUCAUGGUGCUAUAAUAAAUCAAAUGAAACAAAUGGUGGAGAUUUAUAUCAAACUAGCAGAACUAGAAACGAAAAGAGAGGACACCAAUAGAAAACUAUUGCUACCAAGAGAGUUGCGUAAUCUUAAACAGCUGGAACUUGUGCCAGUUGUGACAGCUACCUUUCCUGUUGACCGAAGUUGUCAAUACGAUGAAGGCUCCUUCCCAUACUUCAAGGGGUUAGCAGAUUCAGUUAUGGUAAUGAAUGGUAUAAAUGCUCCAAAGGUGGUCGAAUGCCUAGGUUCUGAUGGUCGCAGAUACAGACAGCUGGCAAAAUCUGGAAACGAUGAUCUAAGACAAGAUGCUGUAAUGGAACAAUUUUUUGCCUUGGUCAACACCUUUUUACGGAACCACCGUGAUACAUGGAAAAGAAGAUUAGGAGUACGCACAUACAAGGUAGUUCCAUUUACUCCAAGUGCUGGGGUCCUUGAAUGGGUUAAUGGCACUCUUCCUCUUGGCGAAUACCUUAUAGGAAGCAUGAGAAAUGGAGGUGCACAUGGUCGCUAUGGAAUUGGGGACUGGUCAUUUCUCAAAUGCCGAGAACACAUGACAAAUGGAAAGGACAAGCGCAAGGCAUUUCAGGAAGUUUGUGGCAAGUUCAGGCCUGUCAUGCAUCAUUUUUUCUUGGAGAGAUUCUUACAACCAGCUGACUGGUUUGAAAAGAGGCUUGCAUACACCCGAAGUGUUGCUGCAAGUUCAAUGGUUGGUUAUAUUGUUGGCCUUGGGGAUCGACAUGCUAUGAAUAUCUUAAUCGAUCAGACUACUGCAGAAGUUGUUCAUAUAGAUCUUGGUGUUGCCUUCGAACAAGGGUUGAUGCUUAAGACACCAGAACGGGUUCCAUUCCGACUUACAAGGGACAUAAUUGAUGGUAUGGGUGUCACUGGAAUAGAAGGGGUUUACAGGCGAUGUUGUGAGGAAACUCUUUCUGUUAUGAGAACAAAUAAAGAAGCACUACUGACCAUCAUUGAAGUUUUUAUCCAUGAUCCGCUAUAUAAAUGGGCUCUAUCACCUCUGAAAGCAUUGCAGCGUCAAAAGGAAACGGAUUAUGAAUUGGAGACAAGCUUAGAGGACUCUCAAGAUGAAUAUGAAGGUAACAAGGAUGCUGCACGUGCAUUGAUGCGUGUCAAACAAAAAUUAGAUGGAUAUGAAGAAGGAGAAAUGAGAAGCAUUAACGGGCAGGUGCAACAACUUGUACAAGAUGCUAUUGACCCUGAGCGCCUAUGUCAACUAUUCCCAGGAUGGGGAGCUUGGUUGUGAUGCCCCUUUCAUUUUAUUCCCUAGUCCCAAAAGCAUCUUGCGUAUAGUGGCUUCUAAAUUUGUCAAAUUUCUCGAGCCCAACCAGUGAGAUUAUAAUGUGUUGAUCCUUUUUUUUUCUCUAGGACAGUGAUAAUGUGUUAAUCCGUACGUAGUGUACUAUUAAGCUGUACAUAAAAAGGAUAGUCCAUGUAUAGUUCGAUGCAAAAAUGAAAAUCUGCUAUUUGUUCUAGAAUAUUCACUUGUGUGUGCUUUGGUCUAAUGCUAGUCAAAAAAAAAUUUCUCCGUGUAGAUAGGUUACCAAGUUCUCUAUAUACACUUAUCAAUCAAUA
Molecule: messenger RNA, 9592 nt
Organism: Fragaria vesca subsp. vesca
Lineage: Eukaryota; Viridiplantae; Streptophyta; Magnoliopsida; Rosales; Rosaceae
Product: serine/threonine-protein kinase ATM-like
Exons: 81
Coding region: 57-9263 (3068 amino acids)
Biological process (GO): DNA repair
Molecular function (GO): protein serine/threonine kinase activity; protein binding
Source: RefSeq, a predicted model, not a curated record